Molecule: messenger RNA, 933 nt
Organism: Aspergillus clavatus NRRL 1
Lineage: Eukaryota; Fungi; Ascomycota; Eurotiomycetes; Eurotiales; Aspergillaceae
Exons: 4
Coding region: 1-933 (310 amino acids)
Source: RefSeq, a predicted model, not a curated record
AUGGUAGUUGUAGCUGUGGCUGGAGGAACUGGAGGGGUAGGGAAGACAAUCGUUGAGACCCUGGUGCAAGAACCACAUCACCAAGUCAUCGUGUUGACGCGCAGCGACUCAAGAAUCGAUCCAGCAGACAAGUCCCAACACGUAAAGGUGGACUACAAUGAUAUCACCUCUCUCAUCCAGACCCUCGAGCAACAUGCCAUCCACACCAUCAUAUCCGCCAUCGGUAUCUUCGAUGAUUCCACCAGCCAGUCCCAACUGAACCUCAUUCAUGCCGCGGAGAAAUCGACCACCACCAAGCGCUUCAUCCCCAGCGAGUACUCCUUCAUCCAAACCAAAGACCUCCUCCCCAUCGAUCCCAGCAUCCAACACUGGCUGGACGCCGCCACACUCCUCCAGAGAAGCCAUCUACAGUACACGCGCGUCAUCCCGGGCUUCUUCAUGGAUUACUGGGGGAUGCCCGUCGCGCGCACCCAUCUCGCGCCGUGCACCUUCGGCAUCAACGUCCAGGAGUGCCAGGCCGCGAUCCCCGGGGACGGGGAAGAUGUCAUCGGGAUGACCUACACGUACGACAUGGCGGCGUUUCUGGUCCGCAUGCUGGAGGCGGACGAAUGGCCGGAGUUCAGUGUGGUUGUGGGGGAUGAGGUGACGUAUAACGAGAUGCUGCGGAUGGCGGAGGAGAUACGAGGUCGGAAGUUCCAGGUGGUCUAUGAUAGUAAGGAGAGGAUUAGGGAGGGGAGGGUGACCGUGCCUCCCAUGCCUGGGAAUACUUUUUCCUCGCAGGAUGCACAGGAGCUGACUGCGUUGGUGAGCCGGCUUACGAUUGCCGGGGUGUUUCAACUGCCUGCUGAAGGCCGGCUCAACGAUAAGUUUCCUGACAUUCGGCCCGUCAAAAUGAGACAAUUCCUGCAGGCUGCAUGGGCGGACUACAAGUGA